This is a messenger RNA of Nomascus leucogenys (northern white-cheeked gibbon), 375 nucleotides long. Its product is annotated as large ribosomal subunit protein eL42-like. The record is from RefSeq and is a predicted model, not a curated record. Gene Ontology annotation, cellular component: cytosolic large ribosomal subunit; ribosome. Gene Ontology annotation, molecular function: structural constituent of ribosome. Gene Ontology annotation, biological process: translation. Lineage: Eukaryota; Metazoa; Chordata; Mammalia; Primates; Hylobatidae.
AUGGCAAACAUUCUUAAAACCCACCCGACAUUCUGUAAGAAGUGUGGCAAGCACCAACCCCACAAAGUGAUGCAGUACAAGAAGGGCAAGGAUUCUCCAUAUGCCCAGGAAAAGUGGCAUUAUGACAGGAAGCAGAGCGGCUAUGGUGGGCAGACUAAGCUGAUUUUCUACAAAAAGGCUAAAAGUACAAAGAAGAUUUUGCUGAGGCUUCAGUGUGUUGAGACCAACUGCAGAUCUAAGAGAAUGCUGGCUAUGAAGAGAUGCAAGCAUUUUGAACUGGGAGGAAAUAAGAAGAUAAAGGGCCAAGUAAUAUCCAGUUCUAAGAAUCAUCUUUUGUUUUAUUAUGAAGAAAAUACAAUUUUGAUAUUAUGUUAA